Molecule: messenger RNA, 462 nt
Organism: Alternaria atra
Lineage: Eukaryota; Fungi; Ascomycota; Dothideomycetes; Pleosporales; Pleosporaceae
Exons: 4
Coding region: 1-462 (153 amino acids)
Biological process (GO): translation; ribosomal large subunit assembly
Cellular component (GO): ribosome; cytosolic large ribosomal subunit
Molecular function (GO): structural constituent of ribosome
Source: RefSeq, a predicted model, not a curated record
AUGGGACCCAAGGCCGUAUCCAAGACCCCUACCAAGACUGGCAAGCAGGCCAACGCUGCUGCCAAAGCGGCUCUCCGUGGCUCGUAUGCGAACAAGAAGCGCGCGAUCAGGAAGAACACCAGCUUCCACCGCCCCAAGACCCUCGAGCUGUCCCGCGCCGGCAAGUACCCUCGCAAGUCGGUCCCCCAUGCCCCCCGCAUGGACGCUGAGAAGGUCCUCAUCCACCCUCUCAACACCGAGUCCGCCAUGAAGAAGAUUGAGGAGAACAACACCCUCGUCUUCAUCUGCAACGUCAAGGCCAACAAGCGCCAAAUCGCCGCCGCCCUCAAGAAGCAGUACGACGUCAGCUGUGUCAAGAUCAACACCCUGAUCCGCCCCGACGGCUCAAAGAAGGCUUUCUGCCGCCUCACCGCCGAUGUCGAUGCUCUCGACAUUGCGGCCACCAAGCUCGCCAUCGUUUAA